AUGUCCGACUCCAGCCCACACAGCUUCUACACCGAACUCUCAGAGCUCCCCGUCCCCACCUCUCCCCAGUUCGUCUCCUCAGACCUCAUCCGCGUAUCCUUCUCCGUCCGCGAUCACCAGCGCAAUCUCAAACGAUCCAUCCAAAAAACAUACUUCAUCACCCCCACCUCCCUCUCCUCCUCCCUCUCCCAAGACUCCUCCGACAUCCAAGCAUCCCUCAUCUCCCCCUCCAACGCACGCACCGCGGUCCUUCGGGAGCUCUCUGAGCAGAGUGGCAAGAAACGCUUCGUCGAGAUAUGGGCUGGUUCGCGUCUCGAGGCGUCCCUCCUAGUCACCUCCACACACGGGUCCUUUGCUACAGACGAAGCCUCCACCCACACUCCCUCCUCAGACCCCUACGCCAAAUUCCGCUUCACACCCAGCUUUGGCGAGACCCUCUGCACCAAGAAACGUCCUACCAUCUUUCUCUUCCGCUGGCGUUCCCCCUCCUCCAUCACCACACCCAUCCCCUUCAAAUCAACCCAGUCCAGCCCUCCCACACCCACGCUCUCCGCCCUCACCUUCGUCCUCCCCGCCCAAGACGCCUCCCCAGUCCCCAUCCUCCUCGCCCAAGCCAUCUUCGCCUCCGAAUCUCGCGUCUUCGCCACAGGCUACGAGCACACCCAAGACGGACGGCUGCUGGGUAUCAAAGGAUGCUUCAACCGUCCGACGGGGAUAUGGGCGCUCGAUAUCCCUCCCCAGGGGCUUGACCUCUCCCAAGGGCAAGCCAAACCAGAGGGCGAAAGCAAGGGCGGGGACAAGACAGAACUCACCUGCACCCUCCACCGCCUCACCCCCCCCACCCGCUCCCCCCGCUCCCCCCGCGUCCUCUUCGACCCCACGAGCGCAAGCCCAACCCGCCUCUUCUGGCUCUCAAACCCAACAGGCGGCGCCCACGCCUCGUGCGUCUCUCUCCACUCCCUCGCCCUGCUCCCCUCGGCGGAGGGAGCGGCGCCCGACCCCACCUCCUCCCAAACCCUCGUCGACACCCAAUGGGACCCAAAACCAGACGAAUUCCCGGGUUUCUACACCGAAUACAACCUCCCCGCCUCCCCCUUCCUCCGCCUCGGCCCCUCCGCGUCCGCGUCGUCUUACAUCGUCGCCCAAUCCUUGUGGCGCUCGCGUACCGUCGUUCUCCUCAUCAAUGUCGAUACUGGGGUUGUGCGGAACGUCACUCCCGGUGCGGGUGCGGGCGAGGAGAACGAGGAUGGGAAGGAGGGACUGUACAGCUGGACCGUCCUCACCACCAACCACCGCGACCUCGUCCUAUGCACGCGCAGCACCCCCACCACGCCCCCCGAAAUCAUGCUAGGCAGGUUCGACGCGAGCGGGGGUGUGGAGUGGAGGGUGAUUGAUAAGCCUGUGUUGUCUGACGAACUCCAAACCGCCCUCACCUCCCUCUCCACCUCCAUCCUCCCCAUCCCCUCCCGUUACCCCGUCGAGACCAUCGUGAUCAAGUCCAAAUCCGCUCUCGCCGGCGCGGCCGGGGAGGGCUUGAAGCCGUACUGCAUCACCAUUCCGCACGGGGGCCCGCAUGCGACGAGCACGACGGCGUUCUCGGCUGGGACGACGGCAUUGGCGCUUGAAGGAUACACCCUCUCCCUCCCGAACUACACCGGCUCCCUCGGCUUCGGCCAAACCCACGUCGACGCCCUCCUGGGCCGAUGCGGCGCGCUCGACGUCGAGGACUGCGUCGCCUCCGCGCUGCACCUCGUCCGCCUGGGGCUCGCGCAGGAGGGCAGGCAGGGCGUGCAGGGGGGGAGUCAUGGCGGCUUUUUGGCGGCGCAUCUCAUCGGCCAACACCCCACCCUCUUCACCGCCGCCGUCCUCCGCAACCCCGUCAUCUCCUCCGGCCAGCUCUCCAUCUCCGACAUCCCAGACUGGUACUAUGAGGAGUUUGGCCUGCCCUUUGCGCCGUCGUCCCUCAUCGAUCCCCCCGCGUACGACCUCCUCUUUCGCGCCUCGCCGAUCGCGCAUGUGCAUGGCGUGCGUGCGCCGGUGUUGAUCGCGCUCGGGGAGGACGAUUUGCGCGUGGCGCCGACGCAGGGCUUGACGUAUUAUCAUGCGUUGAAGGGGAGGGGGAAGGUGGUGGAGAUGUUGUGCUUUCCUGGGGAGACGCAUGCUAUUGAUGGAGUGGAAGCUGCAAAGGUGUCAUGGGAGGCUGGGAGGGAUUGGUUCAAGACUUUCUCCAAGUAG
Serpula lacrymans var. lacrymans S7.9 is the source of this 2235-nucleotide messenger RNA. RefSeq lists its product as uncharacterized. Lineage: Eukaryota; Fungi; Basidiomycota; Agaricomycetes; Boletales; Serpulaceae. Gene Ontology annotation, biological process: proteolysis. The record is from RefSeq and is a predicted model, not a curated record. The transcript is spliced from 6 exons. The coding region runs from base 1 to 2235 and encodes 744 amino acids. Gene Ontology annotation, molecular function: serine-type endopeptidase activity.